CUCGAGGCGAUCGAGCAGAAAUGAGAACCGGAUGACACGACACGCCAAGUCGCCAACCUGGCUCUCUGAUACAUUUUAUUAAGUUUUGUUUUAUCACUCUACUCAUUCAAUCUUCAUUUCCUCGAUCCUUACCACACUACCUUCACGACGGAUCUCUGUAAUCACGAUCGUCUUCCGUUACCGACUCACUGUACAUCUGAACCUCACUUCUAACAUACGCGGCGGCGGUGGUGACCACUGAGCAGGACAGCGGAUGAGUUUCAGGGAAGAAAACGAUGAUGGGAGGGAUCUCCGGAAGCCGUUCCUCCACACGGGGAGCUGGUACCGGAUGAGUUCCAGGCAGUCGAGUAUGUUGGAUAAGCUCGGCUCUUCCGCUCAGGUCAUUCGUGACAAUUCCGUUUCCGUUGUUCUCUGUGUCCUCAUCGUUGCCUUGGGUCCUAUUCAGUUCGGCUUCACUGCCGGUUAUUCUUCUCCGACGCAAGCCGACAUAAUCAGCGAUCUCGGUCUUUCAAUCUCCGAGUUCUCUAUAUUUGGUUCUUUAUCAAAUGUGGGCGCUAUGGUUGGCGCAAUUGCCAGUGGUCAGAUUGCAGAAUACAUUGGGAGAAAAGGGUCGCUAAUGAUUGCUUCCAUCCCUAAUAUCAUUGGAUGGCUUGCCAUAUCUUUCGCCAAAGACUCUUCGUUUCUGUACAUGGGAAGGCUGUUGGAAGGAUUUGGCGUAGGUGUAAUCUCUUACACUGUUCCUGUGUAUAUAGCAGAGAUAUCACCUCAGAACAUGAGAGGCCGCCUUGGAUCCGUCAAUCAGCUCUCUGUCACGUUGGGGAUAAUGCUCGCGUAUCUUCUGGGGCUUUUUGUUCACUGGAGAGUUCUUGCCGUUUUAGGAAUCUUACCUUGUACAAUACUGAUACCUGGUCUAUUUUUCAUCCCUGAAUCUCCUAGAUGGCUAGCAAAGAUGGGUAUGAUGGAAGAUUUUGAAGCUUCUUUGCAAGUCCUGCGGGGUUUUGAUACAGAUAUUUCUUUUGAAGUGAAUGAAAUCAAGAGAUCUGUUGCAACAACAACCCGAAGAACUACAAUUCGAUUUUCAGAUCUUAGGCGAAGAAGAUACUGGUAUCCUUUGAUGGUGGGAAUUGGAUUGCUUGUCUUGCAGCAGCUGAGUGGAAUUAAUGGUGUUCUGUUCUAUGCCAGCAACAUUUUCAAAGCUGCUGGGCUUUCAUCAACCAACCUUGCAACAUUUGGAGUUGGUGUAAUUCAGGUUAUUGCAACUGGAGUUACAACUUCAUUGAUUGAUAAAGCUGGCCGUCGGCUUCUUCUUAUAAUUUCUUCAUCUGGAAUGACUCUUAGCCUCCUCCUUGUUGCAGUGGCAUUCUAUUUAAAGGGUGUUUUAUCUGAAGAUUCCCGCUUUUAUAGUUUGAUGGGCAUACUCUCACUGGUUGGCCUUGUGGCAAUGGUGAUUUCCUUUUCUCUCGGAAUUGGAGCUAUUCCAUGGGUUAUCAUGUCUGAGAUACUUCCAGUGAAUAUUAAGGGUCUUGCUGGCAGUGUUGCAACUUUAGCCAACUGGCUUACAUCCUGGGUGAUAACAAUGACUGCAAACUUGCUUCUAAGUUGGAGCAGUGGAGGAACCUUCACCAUUUACACGGUUGUGAGUGCUUUCACCAUAGUCUUCGUAGUACUAUGGGUCCCUGAGACCAAAGGGAGAACUUUGGAGGAAAUCCAGUGGUCAUUCAGAUGAGUUUUUGCUGGAAGAUCUGGGUUUUGAAUUCCUGUACUUGACACACUGUAAAAGCAAAUUUUGUCGCAGAUUGGGAUAAAGCGGCUCUCUCUUACAUCAACUGCUGUGAGUUUGAUUGGCUAGUUUUAUGAUCCAGCUCUGUUGUCCGUUUGUAUCAUGAGCAGUGUUUCCAGGUAUAACAAUCAGCCUGUCAUUUUUUUUUAUUAAAAUUCAUCCAAAUAAAUUUCACAGUAACCUCUAUUUCUUCAAGUAACGUGAGGUUACCAAGUUUCUUAGACUGCA
Messenger RNA from Nelumbo nucifera (sacred lotus), 2008 nucleotides. Its product is annotated as sugar transporter ERD6-like 6. Gene Ontology annotation, biological process: carbohydrate transport; transmembrane transport. Gene Ontology annotation, cellular component: membrane. Gene Ontology annotation, molecular function: sugar transmembrane transporter activity. NCBI's taxonomy places the organism in Eukaryota, Viridiplantae, Streptophyta, Magnoliopsida, Proteales, Nelumbonaceae. The record is from RefSeq and is a predicted model, not a curated record.